UCACUUAGUUUUGGCGCGCGAGGCCAUGUUGACGGAACAGCUGUUGAAGCGUACAAACAUAAUAUUCUUAGUUUUUUUAGUGUGAAGUGGAAAAUGUUUAAAUAGUGUAAACAAUGUUUCAUAAGAUGGAAUCGAUAUACAUUUAAAAUAAGCUAGCUCGUGAUAAUGUAUUAGGAAUAGAUAUUUAACAACCAUGGCUUGUGGCUCUGAGAAUUACGACGAUUGUGACAUUUUAUCUUUGGAAGAAAGAGAGUUUAAUGUGAAAUGGAGCAGAUUCUCUGAAUGGCUGCAUUGUAUAUGUGUGGUAACCUUCGACCUGGAAUUGGGUCAGGCAAUGGAAUGCGUUUAUCCGCCAGGAGUAAAAUUAACGGAUCAAGAAAAAUGUAAUAUUUGUUACUUAGCGUUCCCGGAUUCAAAUUCAGGUUGCAUGGGUGACACACAGUUUCACGUGAGACUGCGGACUCGUGCUCGACUAACGCCACAGCAGUUAAAUUAUAACGAAGACAGCGUUUCUACCCUUCGUGCGGACUCCACGCAUUACUGGGGCUUCGUUUAUUUUCGUCAAGUCAAAGAUACCUCGAUACCGCGGGGAUAUUUUCAGAAAAGCAUUAUUCUAUUGACACGAUUGCCUUACAUCAAUUUGUUUUACAAAGUAAUACAGUUAAUAGCACCAAGACAUUUCGAAGAUGGUGAAAGAAGUUUAGAAGCUGCUUGUCACGAUAUUAAUCGGUGGCCGCCCCUUGAUGCGGGUCAUAAUUUUCUUUUACCUGUCCUAGGAACUGUUUUCCAAUCUUACAUCCCUAAUCAACAAACUGGUAAAGUUACGAGGUCAGAUAUAAUAAAACAAGUCCAUUCACCAAAUAUUCCUCAUAUAGUGGCUUCUAUUCAAGACGUUAAUGUAUUUGAUGCUUUGUCCAGUGUUAUUUCUCAUUUACAUUUAUUGUGGGAGCUAGUUUUGACAGCAGAGCCCAUCGUUGUAAUGGCAAGCUCUCCUACGGAAUGUUCAUCCCUAGUCCAAGCACUUACAUACUUAAUUCAGCCUCUGUCAUAUUCAGCGGAAUACAGGCCGUACUUUACUAUCCAUGAUAGCGAAUUCAAGGAGUUCACUAGAAAACAAUUCAAUCCACCGUGUGUAAUACUAGGUGUAACAAAUCCAUUCUUUACGAAGACCUUGCAACAUUGGCCGCACACUAUUAAACUGAGUGACUCAAGUUCAGUUAAAACGAAAUUAAGAAAAGUUGGUAAUAUGAAGCAGUUAGAUACUGCACCUGGUGUUUAUACCCAGUACAAACCAUUUUUAGAAAAAGACAAAGCCAUAAUUAAGAAACUUCAUAAUGGCAUACGAUCUGAUCGCCCGUCUGAGGUUCAAACAGCAAUGGUAAAGAGACACCUUCUAGAACUUACUCAGAGCUUUAUGAUACCAUUGGAAAGAUACAUGGCAUCAUUAAUGCCACUUCAGAAAAAUAUAUCACCAUUCCGAGCAGCGCCAAUUCCAAAUCCCUUCAAUCCUGAAGACUUUUUCUCUACCCUACAGCAAGCCGGACCCCAUUUGACUACUGGGAUUAAAGGAGAUUGGAUAGGCUUAUAUAGAAACUUUUUUAGAACACCAAACUUUAGCGCAUGGUUUCAUGAAAGGCAUAAGGAUCUGACAAAUAAACUACAGGCAUUACAGUUGGAGGCAUUGGCUGGAAGUGACUUGAAGGUAUGGUCGGUGGGUAAGAAGGAGGUUGAAAUCGUAGAUAUGGUGUUAAAACUGAAGGAAGUUUUGAAAAAUGAUGUUCCUGUGGCUGGUAAUACACGUACACUGUUGUCAAGACAACUGGAGGACCUGAAUGGUGUACUCGCUGAGGAUAUGAAGUCAUUACUAAAUGCAGCCUCGUGACAAACGGUAUGCUGCACCUCGGGGUCGAGAGGUUGCAGCGUAGACUGCAGGUUUCAAUUGAAAAACUACAACACAGCUAUCGAUUGUAUAUGAAUAUUCAUUUUGAAAUGCAAGUUAUGUGACAAAUUAUGCAUAAUUGCAAUGCUGUUAAAUGUAAAUACACAUAAAUAUUUUUAUGUAUAUAUUUGAAUGUGGGUUCUAAAGAUGUAUCAUGCUAAGCAUUUUCCCCGACUGUCUUCGCUUUAAAAUUUUGUUUUAUAAGAGAUUUAACCAAAUUAAUUCUGAUACAGCACUUGUUCAUUUACCAUAAGUUUGCAUUGUUAAACUAAAUACUAAGAGUUGUCAGUUUUACAUUUAUAUGUACUGUCAUGUGAAGAUUUGUAAAAUACUGGAAACUGUAUGUGUGUGAACUAGCCCUAAGGGUGAGUUAGUAACAAUCAUAUGUUUUCAAUGAUUUCAAACUGAAAUAUCUCUUAUUUGAUUACUUCAUUAAUAAUGUUUUCUUCAAUUUUAACAAUUAAAUAGUAAUUGUAAUAUAUUUUUUGAACUUUGUUUUAUAAUAUAUUUUAUGUUAUAGUCUUAUAAUUGACUCUUCCCAUACAUUAGCUAUAGAAAUGUGUAUUUCUGUUAGUAAGAAAUACUUUCGUCUGUUGUUAUAAACAUAUACAUUGUUGUUUCUUACCUAGUAAAUAAAAUAAAAAUAAAAUAUAAAAGAAUAAAAUUUUCUCCUAUAUAAAACUUACUGAAAUUGUAAGAAAAAUAUUGUCUAGAAUUUAAAAUACAGCUGAUAUAUUAUAUUUGAUUAUUUUUUUGGGUGCGUUCAGAAUAAUAGUUAUAAAAAUUUUGUCUAGAAAUAUUAUAAGUAAUAAAUAAAUAAAUAAAUGUAAAAGUUGAUAUAAUCUGUACGUACCAUUAAUGUAACGAAUCUCCUAUUAAAAUAUGUCAUUUAUUGAGUCCCUCCAACUUAUCAUAUAUAGAUAGGGCUGUAAUAAAUUACCGACAUAACUUCAGGACAGGUUAAAAACUUAAUUUAACAUGCAUUUUAUAUGUUGGACCACAUAAUACAUUACGUAGCCAAAAGUAUUUAUACAUCAUAGUUUCUUUUUCUCAUUGCUCAAUCUAUAAAUGCUUUAAUGUAACUAAAACCAUCAUGAACUGUGACCACAAAUGCCUAUUGCCUGGCAACAAAUUGUAUUAGAGAUUUUUUUUGGUAACACUGAAUAAUAUUGUAGUACUUAUAAAUGUAAAUAUUAUUAGAUUAAACUACUGUAGUAUGAAAUAAAAUAACAUUUGAGAACAAA
Molecule: messenger RNA, 3183 nt
Organism: Danaus plexippus (monarch butterfly)
Lineage: Eukaryota; Metazoa; Arthropoda; Insecta; Lepidoptera; Nymphalidae
Product: protein DENND6A
Exons: 1
Coding region: 194-1882 (562 amino acids)
Cellular component (GO): recycling endosome
Molecular function (GO): guanyl-nucleotide exchange factor activity
Source: RefSeq, a predicted model, not a curated record